GAAAAAUGGUCUAACUUGGGAAACCAGAACUGUAACCGUUUUGAGAGUUUCGGAAAACCAUGUGUCGAUUAUUAGUGUAUAAAGGAAAGCGCCCUAUUCUGCUGUCCGAUUUGUUGACGAGACCCUGCCAUUCCAUCAUAAAUCAAUCCUUCGACUCGAAAUUACGGAUAGAUCACCGACGACCUCUCAAUGGUGAUGGCUUUGGCGUAGGCUGGUACGAAAGCGAGCCUGAAGACGAUACCCCGGAUACACCUUGCAUUUUUACCUCGGUAACGCCUGCGUGGAAUAACACCAACCUUACACGACUAUCUGAAAAGAUCAAAUCACCGCUGGUGUUUGCCCACGUACGCGCAAGCACUUCAGGGGCAGUGACCGAGGCGAAUUGCCAUCCAUGGCAUUAUGGUCAGAUCAUGUGGAUGCAUAACGGUGGCAUCGCACAGUUUGAAAAGAUCAAACGAAAGCUGCAAAAUUCAUUACCGGAAGAACUGUUUUUGUUCGUUCAGGGAAAUACCGAUUCCGAAUGGGCUUUUGCUUUAUAUUUAAGUUUUUUGGCCAAUCCGAACGCGGCUUCAUUCGAACAUCAGGAACUGAAAGACGCCAUGGUCAAAACAAUUGCACAAAUCAAUGCUUGGGCAGAAGAGGCGGGUAUCACCGAGCCGUCACUGUUGAACUUUGCCGUGACUGAUGGUCAAUCGGUGGUGUGUGUGCGAUACAUCAGCAGUAAAACCGAAGAAGCGGCGUCAUUGUACUUUUCAUCAGGAACCCGAUUUGAAAGUUACCGUCCCGGUCAUUAUCGUAUGAUCAAAGCCGACCGACGUGAAGACAUGGUCGUGGUGGCCAGUGGUAAGGCGAAUGACGGAUUCAUUGUGAUUUUUUUUUUGUAUCACAUGCUUAACUCGGUGAUUGUUUCAGAACCUCUUACGUUUGAAAAGGCGGAUUGGCUUACAAUUCCAACGAACAAUGUAUUGGUGAUCACACCAAAAUUGAACGUGUUACUGCAACCCAUCAAGGAUCAGUUUUAUACCGGCGAUCGAGGCAUUGAAGUCAAAGUAGGAGAAGAGGAAGUGGCAAGGAUACCAGAACCAAAUGCGCAAAUGUUUAAAGCGCAAGCCGAAGAACAACUUCAACAAGAACGAUCUCUAUCCGUGGCUUAAGAAUGGACGAUCGAUAUCUUUAGUGUGUACAAACCCAACUUCAAUCCUCUUACUUAUCCACCUAUUCUUUCCCUUUUUGUAUUUUUUUCAAACAUUAUCAUGUCAUCUCCUCAAUAAUACAUACCAAAGUUGAUUUUUCAAA
Molecule: messenger RNA, 1296 nt
Organism: Radiomyces spectabilis
Lineage: Eukaryota; Fungi; Mucoromycota; Mucoromycetes; Mucorales; Radiomycetaceae
Product: nucleophile aminohydrolase
Exons: 7
Coding region: 60-1154 (364 amino acids)
Source: RefSeq, a predicted model, not a curated record